This is a messenger RNA of Arabidopsis thaliana (thale cress), 180 nucleotides long. RefSeq names its product F-box/associated interaction domain protein. The record is from RefSeq and is marked reviewed. Bases 1 to 180 code for a protein of 59 amino acids. Lineage: Eukaryota; Viridiplantae; Streptophyta; Magnoliopsida; Brassicales; Brassicaceae. The transcript is spliced from 2 exons.
AUGAUACUGAGUUUUGAGAUACGGAUUACAACUAAGAUUGAGGUCAAGAUGGUGUCGUGGAGCAAGUUCUUGAGAAUGGAUACAGGAUCUAAGAUAGUCAACGUACUUGCACCCGAGUUGUUUCGGAUGCUUUUCAAGGAAAACAAAUUUAGUCAAGAGACAGGGAUUAUAGAUAUGUGA